CCGCCCGGAGGUACUCCUCUGCGCGGGCGGCCGCCGGCGGCGCCUCCCUCUCGGUCGUCACCCCGGCGUUCAGUCCGUCCCGCCGCCGGGAGUCCGCCCGUCGGACCACCCCCACUGCCACUGCUGGGGCGGCGGCCACACCGGACAGGACAGAGGCUAAGGAAGCGGCUGGUGAGCCAUCCCCUCGACCUUCGACUCGAAAGAGCUCCGAGAGUCGUGCGGAGUCGAGUCAGACGGCUGAGAGUCAGUCGAAGAGUCGGAGUCGGUCUCGGAGUCAGCCGGCGGCGGACGAUGAGGUUGUAUCAGCGGGCUUACGCCGUUCACCGAGACGUCCCACGGCCCCCGGCGCCUCCCCCCGCACGCUGCGGACCCGGAGCAGUGCAUCCUCGGCCGUGCCACCGACUGUAUCCACUCCCAGUGGCGCGGGACUGGCUCUGGAGCCUUCGCGCCGGUCCGCGCGCCGCUCCCUGGCUGCUGAUGUUGACGCCGAGGUUACCCCCGCUGCUGGUGGAGCUGCUGAGGAUGCUGCCGGCGCUGAUCACUCUUCUGAACCCCCAGCAGCCGGGGAGGAUCUUGUGCCGCCGUCCCAGUCCUCCCCCUCGCCUCGCGGUGAGCUGAGCGCGCUGAUGCGGCAGAACCCGGUCCCUGCUCCCGAGUCGGCUCCCUCCGUGGGUUUCCCCGCUGACAGUGAGGAGAUAGGCCCGAUGAGUGUCACACAGUUCGACCGCGUGGCCAGGGAGAUGGCGGCGGAGGCUGCUCCGCCCCCGCCGCGGGAUCUCUGUGACUUGGACACGGAGGAGGUGGAUCAACUGAUGGAGGAGCCUCCCGCGCCGCCGCCGAGAGAGACGACCGGUCUGGAGAGGGAUGAGAGUGAGACGGCGGCGGCGCCAGCGGACCAGAGCAGCCAGGCAUCGGCGCCGGGGGAUGAGGCAGACACCAAGCGCCGCUCGGGCAGCGUGGGCUCGCAGAAGAGAGCCAGCUCCCCGCUGGGGUCUGCUGUGGGGAGUAAAAGGCCCCGCUCACAGCCUGUGACCCCAGCCAGCGCUGCCAAGGGCUCCAAGGAAGAUCCAGAGGUGGUGUCUGAUGAUGACGAAGAUUUGCUGUCUGAAGGAGACGGUCUGCAGGUGAUUCAAGACGAUGCAACUGGUACGAAGAAGCGUUCAUCGACCGAAAGCAAGCUUCACACGUUACCCCAUGAUGCUGAACCUGAAGACGAAGCCAUGGAAGAUGAAGAACCCAUUGAAGACGUGGCUGAAGUCGUUGCGGAUCGCCGCAGUGCGGAGAGAAGCGGCAGAGAGCGGCCGGCGGGGACGCCUGGGGCGGGCGGCGGCAGCGGUUCCACCACCGACUCACCAGUUUGCCGCGCCCCGGGCCGGCGCGCCGCGCGAAUCUCAGACGAUGAGGCGGAGCCGGAGCCGCCCAGAGAACUCGAUGAGUUUGCCAGUGACGCAGAGGACCGUGUGGAGAUCGAGCGGCUGGCCGCCAUGCCGGUGGACGAGUUCAUUCGCGAGAUCCAGGGGGAGGUCUGCGGCGCGCCGGUGGGUGAGUCCACUAGGCGCCUGUCGGAGGACGAUGAAGAUGGAAGACAGGAUGCCCGCGGCGAGAAAUCCAUCACGGACAGUAUGCUGCAGCAGGUGGACCUCCCCCCGGCGGACGAGUCCAUCUGUGAGGUGCCGGCCGACUCCAGCCUGGCCGUGUGUGAGGACGAGUCCAUUGUAGAGGGCGAGGGGAGGCAGUCUCGCCCCUCGGCCGGCCGCUCGCUGGGUGACAUUGACCCGGACCUGGCGGGGGCGGCCGACCCGGCGCCGCCCGGCUCUCAGGACUCGCUGGCGGAGAUUGUGGCGAGCAGUGGGGAGGUGGUGGCCUCUCCAGGCCGCGUGGCACACCUGGACACAGUGCUGGUGACGCCCGGGGGACGACGGCGCUCGGCGGCGGCUGCUCAUCUCACCAACUCAGCUCACUCGGCUCAGAGCUCAGCUCACUCGGCCCAGCAGUCGCCCCGGCCAGCGCGGCGCUCCGGGCGGGUCAUGAGCUCUGUCAAAAUGACGACCGAUACCCCGACCUCCACCACCAGUAGAACGAGAAACUCUGGCGAUAAGCCAACACCGCCGAGAGCAGAGACAAACCAGACGCCGACUCGGAGUAAACCAACUCCCAGAGCUGAGUCCAAGACAUCACCGAGACCCGCACCGACUCCGGAGGCUGAAUUGUCCGCUAAGGACCGCUUGCCGACCACCCCUGCCCAGCCGGCCCCGGAGUCGGACCUGAUCCCUAGCAGCCCGGUCGGGCUGGAGGGCUCCCCGCCGCGCCGGCGCAGCGGCCUCUCGGCCAGCUCCCCGCCGCGCCGGCGCAGCGGCCUCUCAGCUCGCUCUCCGCCGCGACCGCCGGCAGCCACCAGUCCGAGCAGCGAGGACCUGCUCGUGCCGCCCGGCUUCUUCAACGAGAGUAGCAUGUGUGUGCCUGCGGCUGAGACGAGCGUGCGGGAUACCAGCGGGCGGGAGAGCGACACCAGCCGGGGAGGCGCGGAGCAGGCGGAGGCUACGCGUCACGAGCCGGCGAAAACGUCUCCGUCUGCCGCUGCUCCGGGUUCUGCCGCUGGUGCUGCGGGCUCUGCUGCUCCAGACCCCUCCGGUGUCCGUCGGGCGGUGCUGCCUUCCGCCGCCUCCGCCGCCUCUGACCGUACCGGCACACCCACCACCACCGCUGCUGCCGCUGGCGGAGACGCAGCAGAGGUCUCCGAGACGGAGUCUGAGGACAUGUUCUCCGCCAGCCGACCCACCGAGACAGCCGCGGCCGCCGGCAGGAAAAAGGAUAGCCCACCGCCGCCGCCUCCCCGCCCGCCACCUGUGAUGGUGGCCUCGGGCCUAAAGCGGCCCGAGCAGGAGGCCGCCCAGCGGCUGGCGGCCGCGCACGGCGGUCGCUUCCUGCGCCAGUGGCAGCCCGGGGUGACGCACGUGAUUGUACGCACCGGGCCGCGCCUGGAGGCCGGGCGCACGCUCAAGUUUCUGCAGGGCGUGGCGGCGCGGGCCUGGCUGGUGGCGGCAGCCUGGGUGGAGGAUAGCCUCGCGGCAGGACGACUGCUACCGGAGGAGGAUUACGAGGCGAUUGACAGCGCCACGGGCGAGCCGGGGCCGCGGCGCGCCCGCCAGACGGGCGGCGCACUGUUCGCCGACUUCACCUUUUGCUGCGUGGGGCCGUUCAGAGACGUCACGAUGGAACAGCUGGAGUCUCUGAUUGGUCAGUCUGGCGGCGCGGUGGCCUCCUCGCCGGCGGCGCUGGCCUCGGCGCCGGGUCGGGUGCGGCUGAUAGUCGCUCAGGAGGAGUGCGACCACGACUUCUCCGGCUGGCGGCGACGGCACGGCCUGCCCAGCGUCUCCUACGAGUGGCUAAUCGACUGUGUGGCCACCCAGCGCCUCUGGAGCCUGCUGGAUAACACCCUGUGCGGCGCCAGUGAGGCAGAGCUGAGACAGGCCGGCGUGCCGCCCGAACUGUGCCUCGCUGAGACACAGGAGACAGAGUACUUUGACUCAAUGGGACUGUAGAGGUGGGCAAGGUGUGUGGAGUGAGUACUUUGACUCAAUGGGUCUUAGAGGUGGGCAAGGACUUGUGGGGAGUAAGUAUUCUGAUUCGAUGAAGCUGUGACAGGGGGACAGGCUGUAUGUUGAUCAAGUACUUUGCCAUUGGGAUGUGAAAAGCGUGUUUCAGACGCACAGAUAAAAUGCUUCGAGUUGAUUGAAGAUAAAGUAGUUGGUCGUUCAACCACACAAAAUAAAAACUUUGACUUUGUAUCUAGCCGUGCCACCUUUUUAUCAGUGCCUGCAUGCAUGCGAAGUAAAAGUCAUUCCAGUAAUUAACCAAGUAACAUAAGCUGCCUACUUUGUCGCGAGACAAUGUGUGCGUAGUGGAGCAUUGACUCGUGCGAGGCUGUGUCAUGACUCAUGUCCACGUGCCUUAUCAGAUCUGUUGGCUCACACCCUCAGAAGGGGACUGAAGAAGGCACAUAGCGCCCAGUCAGUGGACAAUCAGGCUGCUGCCUUGUAAAGUAAUCUUCGCUGCCUUUGCCAGACGCUGUCUUCCCUGAUGCGUAAUGUAGCGUGUAGGUCGCUGUCGCAACUCGAAGUGUAUCGCUCGCUAAGAGGGCAUAUUUCGGAGAACACCUGGGUGAAGAAAUGAAUCGCCUCUCAGUAAUAGAAGAGCUAAGCGAGCUAAACCUCGCACUGUAGUUAACCCGGGUGAAGAAGUGAAUCACCUAAGAAGAUGAGACGCUCUUGUAGAUGAUAACGCGCUCUCGGCGUGCUGAAGUCUGUUUUUCUUCCCUUAUGUAACUAUUAUAGUGCUGUGGAGCGCGGGAGCUCUAAUAGUAUUUUGUUGAUGCACGAGAUUUGUAGAUCGUUGGCUAACGACGAUACUGAACAGUGAACAUAGCCGUUGGUUAACAAUCGCUCUGUGAAUGAACGGGUCGUGUGUAUGAACAGGGUGUUUGAUGUAGCAUCUCUUCCUAGACUGCGCUGUGACAGUCGAAGGCAGCGGGUCUUCGCCACCAUUUCGAACUGCUUCGGGCUGUUAUGUAAGAAACGUAUCGCUCACGUGCCAUGCUACGUGCCUUCUCUACCCUGUCUUGAUUAGUCUUUGUUGAUCGGAUGAUUGUGCCUCUGAAAUAUACGCUAGUGUGUUUUGAG
Messenger RNA from Amphibalanus amphitrite, 4679 nucleotides. Its product is annotated as flocculation protein FLO11-like. The record is from RefSeq and is a predicted model, not a curated record. Gene Ontology annotation, molecular function: ubiquitin-protein transferase activity. The coding region runs from base 627 to 3542 and encodes 971 amino acids. NCBI's taxonomy places the organism in Eukaryota, Metazoa, Arthropoda, Thecostraca, Balanomorpha, Balanidae. Gene Ontology annotation, biological process: double-strand break repair via homologous recombination; positive regulation of transcription by RNA polymerase II; negative regulation of fatty acid biosynthetic process. Gene Ontology annotation, cellular component: plasma membrane; BRCA1-BARD1 complex; BRCA1-A complex. The transcript is spliced from 6 exons.